CCUGACUGCCAGGGUGAUUCCUACGUUACCAAGGGCUGCCUCUUUACUGUACCCGGCCGUGUGCUGUGGGGGAAAGUACUUUACAACCUCUGGAUAAUUUAUCAACUCCGGGAAUGAUAUCUCCAGCCAUAAAGGUGGCUGGAUUGUAAACCUCCUGGACGGGACAGAAAUGCCUGGAAAACCUCCGUAGAUCAUCUAAAGGGUUGAUGUUUCCCCACCGGGCGCCCGCAGGGUCGCUUUCAAACCUAACUGCUGACAGCUCGCCACCUCCGUCAGCCCUCUGAGCGGGCCUGUCCAUUGCCUGCAGCUCUACAGACAGAAAGGUUGGAGUGGAGCAGCUUCGGUGUCGCCCUGAGCCCAGCUGCCUCAGCGGGACUGCAUCGUCAUGGAUACAGAGUCCACCUACUCGGGCUAUUCCCACUACUCGGGGCGUUCCCGGGGAUCACACAGGCACGGGGAGCGAAGCCGGGACCGCCACAAGUCGCGCAGCAAAGACAGCCGCUCGGAAAAGUCCGUCACGAUAAACACGCCGCCCGCAGAGCCGCUGCUGGGCGACUCGGCUGUCCGAGGCGAGCAGGUCCAGGAUGACAACUGGGGCGAGACGACCACAGCCGUCACCGGCACAUCAGAGCACAGCCUCUCCCAGGAAGACAUUGUUCGCAUCACCAAGGACCUCGAGGACAGCGUGGGGCUCGACUGCCGGCGCUACCUCACCAGGACCUUGGCCGUGAUCUUGGGCCUGCUGGUGUUCCUCACGCCGCUCGCCUUCCUCGUGCUCCCCCACCUCCUCUGGCAGGAGAAGCUGCAGAGCUGCGGGACGGCCUGCGAGGGCCUCUUCAUCUCCGUGGCCUUCAAGCUGCUCAUACUGCUUCUGGCUGUCUGGGCGCUCUUCUUCAGACCGGCGCGGGCAGGACUUCCGCGGGUCUUUGUGUUCCGGGUCCUUCUUGCUGUGCUGGUGCUGCUCUUCGUAGCGUCUUAUUGGCUCUUCUACAGUGUCAGGAUACUCGACUCACAGGAUGAGAACUACCAGGGUAUCGUGCAGUACGCCGUGUCACUGGUGGACGCUCUGCUCUUCAUCCACUACCUGGCCAUCGUCCUGCUGGAGCUCCGGCAGCUUCAGCCAUGUUUUUCUGUGUGCGUCACGCGAUCAACGGACGGAGAGACGAGGCAGUACAACCUGGGACAGCUCAGUAUUCAGCGGGCAGCUCUGGCCAUCAUAGAGCACUACUACUGCGACUUCCCGAUCCAUAAUCCUGCUCUGCUUUCCGCCUCCAAGUCCCGCGCUGCCAAGCACCUGGCCGGCCUCAAGGUCUACAACGUGGAUGGUGAGUUGGCAGCAGCCCCCGCUGAGGGUCCAGGAAACAACGCUGCAGCUGGACUCGCCCACUCCCAGUCCAGAGCCAUGAUCGCUGCCGCCGCCCGCCGCCGGGACACCAGCCACAACGAGCUGUACUACGAAGAGGCUGAACAUGAGCGGCGUGUCCGCAAGCGCAAAGCACGGCUGGUGGUGGCAGUCGAGGAGGCCUUCACCCACAUCAAGCGGAUGCAGGAGGAGGAGCAGAAAAAGGCUCCAGGUGACGUUAUGGACCCUCGAGAGGCGGCUCAGGCCAUCUUCCCCUCCAUGGCUCGGGCCCUGCAAAAGUACCUGAGGACCACCAAGCAGCAGCACUGUCACAGCAUGGAGAGCAUCCAGCAGCACCUGGCCUUCUGCAUCACCAACAACAUGACACCAAAGGCGUUCCUGGAGAGCUACCUGACCCCGGGUCCGACCCUGCAGUACAGCCGGAACCACUGGCUGGCCCGUCAGUGGACUCUGAUCAGCGAGGCGUCAGUUACCAGCGGCCUGAAAGACGGAACCGUCUUCCUGCUCAAAUGCGUGGACUUCAGCCUGGUGGUGACCUCCAAGAAGAUCCCCUACAUCCAGAUGUCAGAGGAGUACAUCGACCCCAAAUCCCACAAGUUUGUCCUGCGACUACAGUCCGAAACCUCGGUGUAGGACGCCCACCGCCUCUCUUUUAAUUCCUCACCACGCAGCGUUGCUCUCAAAUGUUUUCACUUUGGGUUUGAAGUUUUUAUUUGUACUUUUUAAAAAUUUUUAUAUAUUGUAUAUGAAUCUAUAUAUCACAUCUGAAUCUAUUGAUCUUUUUGUUGUUUGACUUGGAUAAAAAGAAGAAUCGAUGCAGGAUUUAAACGCCUUGGAUUCGGCUGUGUGCACAUACUGUAUGUGUGAAUGUGGGAGUGUAUGCGAGUGUGUUAUUACUGUGUCAGUACAAUCACUUGUUUCAUAUCGUGUUCGAGAUGCUGAAGCCAAACAAGCCGGAGGUGGACGGAAAAGACAGACGAACCACUUCGGACUGCGGAAGCAGAAACCUGAUGGACAUUUCCGAGCUCUUGGACACCAACAAACUCCAAAGGAUUUGAUGAAAAUCAAAUCCAUGUGAAAGAGAACCAAACAACUUCGGGUCAAAGAAAAUACCUAAAAAUGUUGAAGUCUACAGCUUCAGCCACGACCUGGUGCAAUAGAGCAAAGGUUAGAAAUAUUCCAAAAAUCCAGGAUAAACUCCACAAAGACAUUGCCCCUUCCACCACGCUUCAGGAUUCUUCUCAGGGCUUUUGUGUCUGAUCCAUCUGAAAUAAACAAAAAACUACUGAUUUCUCCCCAACAGUUUUGCAGGAAAUUCAAAUAAACAUAUUCUACUUUUUAUUCCUUAAAUAAAAACACACUUUCCAAACCAUCAAGAGGCUUCAGUAAAACUAAGUGUCCCCAGAUAUCAGAUCUGUGAUUUCAGGAUAAAUCAGGGCUUUAAAUUAAUAUUUUUUCGGGACAAAUUCUCCAGUUUAAUUAAACAUAUUAAAAGAAAAAUAGCAAAAAAAAAAAAUUUAAAAACAAAAAAUCUUGUUUAAAUCACUUGUGAAAAAAAUAUUUGCAGGAUACCCUCUUUCAGGGCUUACAGGGAUCAUUUCUAAACUAAAUCAAACUUUAUUUAUAUAGCACUUUUCAGACUAAAGUAAUUCAAAGUGCAUAAAACAAAACAGCCGGGUGAGAAACAAAAUUAAGAGCAUACCAGGGUGCACAGAAACUAGAAGCAGAUUCUCAAUGCAGACAAAGCAGAUAGUAGGGGGACAAAUUAGUGACAAAUAAAAACACAGUGGGGGGGGGGAUUUAAUGAUAAUGAACCAUCAUCGCUUUAAUGGGUGGAACCUCCUUCCCAACUGGACUGUCUGGUUUUCCAUUCUUCGCCUUGUCUCACCUGUAAUCCCUCGAGGUCAGUCCCUUCAUGAAAGUCUCAGAACUGAUUAUUCCUCCUUCAUUCGCCGGAUGAAUCAUCUUACAUAACAAAAUUAGACAAAUCCAUUUAAAAUAAGCUAAAAUUAACCAAAAUGUCCCAUCAGUCUCUGUCAGAACAGAUCUGGUCCCUCACAGCGACACAAGUCACGUCCAUCUCACACUAACUGUAUCCUCUAGUGCCCCCUGGUGGCUGAACCUGAUCCUGACACUUAAAAAAACUUUAACAUGUGGAAAUAUUGUAAAAGGAAAAAAAAAAAAAUGUGCCACUUUGAGUCGGACGCCACAGCUGAUCCAGUCGAGCCCUAAUUUAUUUUAUAUUUACUGAUGUGAACUUUGUAUGAUCCAAAUGUCACUGUGCCUCCUGUUUUUACACUGUAUCUAUUUAUGUAAACAAGCAUGUGUGUGUGUGUGUGUGUGUCUGUACCAUUCCAAUUCACACGCCCAGCCUUCAUCCCUCUCCUCAUUCUCUCCAUCUGUCACACUGUUGCCAGGUUACGAUCCCUCUCUCAUUGCUUGGUUUUUGAUGGACGGUUUUUAUGAGGACCAUGUCACGUUACAGUGGAACCCCCUCCCUCCCUCCCUCCCUAGUUCACAGCAUUAGUAUUUGUAAAACACUAAUAAAAGAUUUUUAUGAACAUU
Molecule: messenger RNA, 3928 nt
Organism: Melanotaenia boesemani (Boeseman's rainbowfish)
Lineage: Eukaryota; Metazoa; Chordata; Actinopteri; Atheriniformes; Melanotaeniidae
Gene: vangl1
Product: VANGL planar cell polarity protein 1
Exons: 10
Coding region: 386-1996 (536 amino acids)
Biological process (GO): multicellular organism development
Cellular component (GO): plasma membrane
Source: RefSeq, a predicted model, not a curated record